Messenger RNA from Python bivittatus (Burmese python), 2272 nucleotides. RefSeq names its product tetraspanin 10 (gene TSPAN10). The record is from RefSeq and is a predicted model, not a curated record. Lineage: Eukaryota; Metazoa; Chordata; Lepidosauria; Squamata; Pythonidae. Gene Ontology annotation, cellular component: plasma membrane.
CCGUCCCCGAAGAGGACUCUGCCGCCGCCUCUUCUUCCUUUCCCAUGUCUGGCUCCGCCUGGUGGCCCUGGCUAUCCGAGAGGGAUAUUCCUCCGUGGGGUCUGGGCCGGAUGCGCCUCCUUGCACCGAAAAGCUGGAAAGGGAACAGGCAUGCAGAUGCCCAGCUGUUACGGCACAAAAAGCCGUAAUAAAGUCUUAGUCUGCGCUUAAGAAAACCAGGCCCAGCACUACCCAAACUUUUAUCCACAAAGUUGCUGCAAAAGGGUCUCUGAGGAAAGCUGCUUUCUAUUCAAAAUGCAUUCUCUUUAUACUGAGAGGUGAUUUUACUUGAAAUAAUUAGUUGGGCCAGAUUUGAAUAUCAUGCUAAGCGUUGUUAGCUUUGACGUGGUUUGGUGAAUAAGCCACAACCAAGACAAACCAUCUUUUGUCAUAUUACGGGAGUCAAUCCUGCCUCAUAGGACUAUCAGUAUUAGUUGAGUUUACAUCCUACUAAGCCAUAAUAUAUUUUGAUUUUGGUCUGUUGUGAUGAAUGAAUUCAGCCUUUGUGGCUUGUGACUGGUUUAUGACUCAGGUUUAUGACUCAGGAUGUAAUGUUAACAUAGCUAAUACUGGUGUCAACAAACUGUGAUUAAGACAAAGGGAUAGUGUGAUGCAUGAGUCUGGCUAUUUUAAUUUCAGAUCUUUUAGAUACAUUUAGCAGCCUUUGAAAAUGAAGUAUCUCCACUUUCAGAACAUCAAGAUGGGAGAAGAUGAAAUGAAAACUUUGCUAUCAAAGAAUGACCAAUUGGACAUACAUUGUUCAUAUAAUGUACAAGGUACUCCUCUGAGCCCCAAGGGAAAAGAAAGUGGUUGUUCUUGGAACCAGACAAGACAAUGGCACCUCCUUCAUCAGCCUUCCCAUCUUCCUCUGGAUUCAUUUAGCUACUGUGCUAAAUGCUUGACCUUUGUUUGGAACACAGCCUUCUCCAUUAUAGGAUUAUUCAUUUUGGCCAUAGGAAUCUGGGGUCUCUCAGAGAAGGAAUCACUGGAAAGUGAGCGAAUAGCAUAUUUGGGCAGUGACCCCAUGCUUUUUUUUGUAUUAGUGGGAUUAGUAGCUACUUCUAUAUCCCUUUUGGGCUGUACUGGAGCCCUCUUUGAAAACACUUUUCUUCUGAAGCUUUUUACUGGAGGAAUAACAACCUUUGUGAUUUUGGAAGUUUUGAGUGGAAUUGUUCUUUUUUCUCUGAGACACCACAUCAAGGCCUCCUUGCAAAAUUCUCUUAUGGUGGCAGUGUUACACUACCAGGAUGACCCAGAUCUCCAAUUUAUUAUGGAUGAAAUUCAAGCAGGCCUCCAGUGCUGUGGAGUAGAGUCUUAUCUGGACUGGAAAACAAAUUUGUAUUUUAACUGCAGUUCUCCAGGUGUACAAGCCUGUGGCGUUCCUGCAUCGUGUUGUCUGGAUCCCCUGGAAAAUGGUACCAUCCUGAAUUCUCAAUGUGGCUUUGGCACCCUGGGCCUGGAGGAGUUUGUAGUUCAAAGCACCAUCUAUCUUGGAGGUUGUGUUCCCCAGCUAAGCAGAUGGCUCAACAGUCACACAGGAACGAUAAGCUUGUUUGCUAUAGUUCUGAUUGUGAUUGAAGUAGGUAGCUUGUUUUUGGCCACUAAGCUCCUGGCAGGCAUUGCCUCUGCUCUGACUCACCAUUAUAGCGGGAAGGAGGGCGUGUAUUAGCUCUCGUAUUGCUGGAGAUGGGUUUUCUCGUCAUCUUUUGGAGAGUGUAAAUCUUAAGUAUUUUAUAAUUCCUUUCAUGCUGGUUAAUUUAUCCAUGAUAAAAUGGAUAUUGGUUUUGUAGGAGAAAACAAAAGCUGCUUUUCAUAUAUGUAUUUAUUUUGCUCAUUCUCCUACUCUCCUCCGUUGCCUUGAUAAUUCCUUCCACCUCUUCGUUUUAUACACUCACCCUCUGUACUUGUAAGCAUGGUCAGAAGAAGAGGAAUAAUGUAGCAGAAGACCUUUGCAUCCAGGCUACUCCCCUAUAAAUUUAGCAACUAAUUUUCUGUAGUCAUUUCUAAAAGCCAGUUUCUAAGUUGGAUAUGAGAGCUAUUUCCAAUCCAAGUACUGGUUUCCAAAAAAGAAGCAAAGACAGUACACUCUGAUCCUUCUGAUUCUUUCUCCCACUUUUCUGAAAUGAAAAUAAUUCAUAGUUGCAUGUUGUAGCAGAUUUUUUUUUAACCACCAAGGAGUUACCGAGGGGCCAAAUGCAAAGGGCAAAAAUGCCAGCACUUUGCCAGAAGCUCA